Molecule: messenger RNA, 3312 nt
Organism: Closterium sp. NIES-67
Lineage: Eukaryota; Viridiplantae; Streptophyta; Zygnematophyceae; Desmidiales; Closteriaceae
Source: the annotation of a GenBank genome assembly
AACCUGGAGAACCUUGAGGAACGCGCUCCGUGCAAACUGGUUCCUCUAAUUCAAGAAGCCCCACACAGCCAACACCACGGAUGUGUGUCAGAUGCUUUCUUGCUUUAGCACAAGCUCUAGAAUGUGGGAUAGUUGCUUCUUCAUUGAAAUCUAGGAGCCCAAUAUGCAUUUCUGUGUCUGGAUAUAGAAAAAAAGGUAGCGUCCCAACCGUCGCAAAUUAGUACGGCUCCUUUCUAAGAAUCGAGGCUGCUAGCAUCAUCUCCUAUCUUCACAGGCUGUGCUUUCUGUAACGCCGAAUCGAUCGCUAUGGCGAAGGUUCUGCGCUCAACGUGCGUCAAAGACAUAGUGGCCGGAAAGAAAUGUCUCGUAUCCGUGGACGCUAACGCGUCAAUCCAUACCGCGUUGGACCUGCUCCGCCGCCACAACAUCACCGCCAUGCCCGUCCGCUCCGCGCCGUCUCUGGCGCAAGUCGCGCAGAGGCGCCUGCUCGCGCAGAUGUCGGCGAUUUCCGCCUCUACGCGACGAACGCAGGAGUAUCCUCGGCUCAUGGCUCCCUCGAACAUGCGUUUUAUCGGCAUGGUCUCAGUGAUCGACAUCACCAUCUUCAUCGCCCGGCGCUGCAACACCACCACUGCUGCCGCCACUGCCACAGCCGCCACCGCCACAGCCGCCACCAGCAAUGGCAGCAGCUUUACCAGUGGGAGUAUCCCUGGCGCUAGUCUGGAGCCGAUUCCGGAGCAGCAGAGCGGGGAGGAUGCGGAAAGGGAGGGAGAAGGAGGGGGGAAGGGUGAGGGGGCAGGGAAGGGUGAGGGGAGCCGUGCAAGCAGUGGAGUGGGGCAGUUGGAGUGGCUGAAAGGGGCGCGUGUGGCGGAUGUGAUGGGGCGGACAGAGGAGACUCGCACGAUGCUGGUGCUGGAUCCCCAUGCCACGGUGUUCCAAGCCAUGGAGAUGCUCGGCUCCCGGGGCUUCCACCGCGCUCUGGUUCCCAACGUGUGCCCCCGGGACCACGACCAGAGCACGGCCAUGCCCAUGCCGUCGCUGCUGCAGUCGCAGCUGGGGGGGGAGGGUGGCGUGGCAGGGGAGGAGUACCGCGUGCUGUCGCAGUUGGACAUUGCCGAGUUCAUGCUCAAGCACGAAGGGCUGCUGGGCCUGGCGCUAGCUAAAAGCAUCGAUGACAUUGGCCUCGUCUGGCCCUCGGUCGUUUCCGUCUCUCCGACUACCCCUCUUUUGGACGCCUUCAACAUGUUUCGGAUCCGAGGGAUAAGCGCCGUGGCAGUGGUUCGGCCCAAGGCAGGUCGGGCAGAUGCGGGGGAGGAGGGGGAUGAGGAGGAGAAGAAGGAGAGGGCUGGGACUUCUGCCGUGCUGCCUCAGUGGCCCAUGGGGGGGUGUGGCAGUGUGCUUUUAGACACGCUUUCGGCCUCUGAUGUCAAACAGGUGGACAUUAGUACCAUCCUGUCUCUCACACCCACCACCACAGUAGCCGAAUUCCUCUCGUGCAAAUCAGCAGCAGUCAAAGCAGCAUCAGAAGCAGCAGCAGCAGCAGCAGCAGCAGCAGCAGCAAGGGCGCCGGUUACAGCUACAGAUGCACCUAUAGCGGGAGAAAUUUUUGAAGCGCCUCAAAAACCGGUUACAGACGCACCUGUAGCCGGAGCAACAGCAGAGACAGGGUCAGGGGCAGCUGGGGGCCCAUCAAGGGGAACAGAGGCGGACGGAGUGGGGGAGACACAGCUAGUUACAUGCACUAGUGCUGCAACGUUGCGUCACGUGCUCUCCCUGCUAGUCACCAAUCGAGUGCAUCGCAUAUGGGUCGUCAAACCACCUCCCAUCCACCCCCUCCCUGCGGCUUCACACCAUAAAGAAUCACUUUCUAGCGAGAAUUUUCCACACGAGGAUGCGAGUACUGUUACAUCAGAUGAGCCUCCUGCCAAAACCCCCUAUAACUUUGCACCAUCCGGCCCUGUGCUCGAGGGCGUUGUGACUAUAUCAGACGUGCUCCGAACCAUGCGUGUGCUCCCGAUACUGCACCCGUGGUCCCGAGACAGCGACCCCGUGCUUACAAAGAGGGGAGGAGGGAGGGAAGCCAGCAACAGCAGCAGCGGAGCUUUCGCUAGCAGCAGUGGCAAUCGCCGUGGUGGUAGCGGUGGCAGCAGUACUACCAGGGGUGUGGGAAUAGCACUUGCAGACAGCAUGUUUGGGCGGAGUGCUAGCUGUAAAGUCCCUGGCGGGCGUUGGAACCCCAACAUCUCCCUCUCAAUCGAUGUGAAUACCUGGCUUGGGACCACCUCCAGUGGACGAGCAAGAGGAGGAGCAACAACAGCAGGAGGAGGAGGAGGAGGAGGAGGAGGAGGAGGAGGAGGAGGAGGAGGAGGAGGAGGAGGAGGGGGUGUUGGUGGUGGCAGUGGUGGUAGUAAUGGUGUUGGGAAAGUGGCCGGGGUUGGAGGAGCUGGAAUAGGAUCAGAUGUGGCGGAAGGGGAGGAGGAGGGAGAUGAUUGGUCGGUGACGUCGAUGACCAGCGAUGACGGUGAUGACGUGGCAGGGCCUGCUACAGUGACAGGCACGUCAGGGUCGAGCUUCGAUUCGUGCUACUGGCUGGACUGGUGGCCUGAGAAGCCGGCGCUGGAAUGACUUGGACCGUUGGAAUCUUGAGUUGCCUCGAAUCAUUGGCUGCGGUGCUGGUGGCCUGAGAAGCUGGCGCUAGAAUAGACUGAUUCCAGUUCAUGGCAAUGUUGGCAGGAUUUGUGGUCCUCCGAAACACGGGUCGAGCUUUGACCCGUGCUACUGGUUGAGUUGGUGGGCCGAGAAGCCGGCUCUGGACUGGAAUGACUCGAGUCUGGUUCGUUGAUAUCAGCUGGAUGGUGACAGGAGAGGCUGGUGUGGUGUGGCAGUGCCGUACCUUGACAGCUAUUGUCCCCUCCGGCCCUCCUCUCAUUUUGCCCCUUCAUUUCCCUUGGUCCUUGCAUCUGUACAUAGGCCUACCUAUAGCCUUUUAUCGCCUUUUAGCACUUCCUCCAUAAAACACAUCCAUUGUCAUUGUCGCAACCAUGUGCCAGCACUGGCCUAGGCUUACAGUAUGCCCCCCCCCCCCCGUCCUAUCCUAAGUGGCAACAUGAGCGCACUUUGUGCGAGCCUUUGUGCCCACCUGCUUGCAGGGGAGACCAGGGAAAUCAGGAAAAACAAUGAAGAGAGUGCUCUUGUUUGCUGGUGUACCGAGCACAGCUUGAUAGGAAGAAAGGGAGAAGCACAUUGUUGGAGGAGUAUGGUACAUCGCGUAGCGAGUUUUUAGCGUUCUCAAAAGAAACGCCUUGCAAAUUC